UUGAGGAGUCAAGAGGAGUUGCCUAGCGUGAAGGACUUUCUGUGUAUGCUCUGCAUCUCAUGGAGCUAUCCGAGAGGUCGUCGGCUAUAUCGAUGGUACAAAAGGCGAGGAAAAAUGGGCUUCCCUUCUGGAAAAAGGAUCAGCGCUCGGAUUCCGAUCAUGUCGUUGUCGCCUUCGAAGCUUUCCAACAGUUGAGCCAAAUAACUGUUCGAUUUAUGACUUCGAUCUCUUCAAUGGUGAACAUGCAUGAGGACAUAUGUUCAACUGCCGAUGGCAAGAGAGCCGCGAUCAUAAUCCUUCCAUUCUAUAAGAACCAGAGAGUUUAUGGCUCUUUUGAGACUACUCGCUCAUACUUCCGGUGCGUGAACCGGAGGGUGCUCAAACACGCACCUUGUUCAGUUGGAAUCCUAGUUGAUCGUGGCCUAGGUGGAACCACUAAUGUAUCAGCUAGCAAUGUUUCCUUCCUGAUAACCGUGCUUUUCUUUGGCGGCUCCGAUGAUUGCGAAGCACUUGCUUAUGGUAUUCGAAUGGCUGAACACCCCGGUAUCAGUCUAAACAUCAUUCGCAUCGUAGUCGAACCCGAAACAAUCGGAGAAAUUUCCACAAUCGAUAUGCAAGAAAACAACAGCAUCAAAAAAAUGUCGUCAGCCGAAGAAUUUCUAUCUCAGUUCGGGAAAAUACUGGAGGACAACUCCGUUCAAUUCGAAGAAAAAGCGAUCAGAAACGUCACUGAAACGAUCGAUGCAAUUCGUGAAGCAGGGCAGUGCAACCUUUUCCUUGUGGGGAGAAUGCCUGAAGGUGAACGGGCCUUAGCUUUAUGGAGGAAAAGUGAAUGCCCAGAACUAGGACCUGUUGGUAGUCUGCUGAUUUCUCCAGAUUUGUCUAUCACAGCAUCAGUUUUAGUCAUCCAACAGUACAAUGGGUAUAUGCCUCUUUAUUUGGGUCAAGAUAUGGAAGAAUAUCACUUGAAUACGUGGGGCUCCAGACGUGGGGCUCCAGUCAAUAAGAUCCCAUGGGGUUGGAUGGGCAUAUCACUGACUAUUCCUUCAACUUGGUUUCAAAGAGAAGAGGAUGCAGAGAUUUCUGCUCGUAACAAGUCGAAGAAGGUUGUAUCGGUGACUCCAGAAAUCGAUGCUUCACCAGCGGACAGUAAAAGAAAACAAAAGGACAAAGGUGCCAAAUUCUCAAAAACUUUCAAAUGUAUAACUCCAUUGGAAUCCAGUAAAGGAGGAGUUGCUCUCAACACUGGAAAUUACGAAGCCUUAGCUACAUUGACUAUUGGGAAAGCGCUUGGAGUCGAAUUUAAGGAGACAUAUAAGGAGGUGGUGAUAAGACUGGAGGAAUUGGAGGCAGAAACCAGAAGCAGAGGAAUUCAGGUGUAG
Hibiscus syriacus is the source of this 1382-nucleotide messenger RNA. Its product is annotated as cation/H(+) antiporter 18-like. The record is from RefSeq and is a predicted model, not a curated record. The transcript is spliced from 3 exons. Gene Ontology annotation, cellular component: endomembrane system. Lineage: Eukaryota; Viridiplantae; Streptophyta; Magnoliopsida; Malvales; Malvaceae. Gene Ontology annotation, biological process: regulation of pH. Bases 60 to 1382 code for a protein of 440 amino acids.